GUCGUUAGCGUUUUGGCCUACCUCGUUUACAAUUUGAAACGGAAGUACGAGUUUUGGAAGGACCGCAAUGUCCCUCAGGUCGGAUUGUCCAAGGACUUUUUCCUAAACCUUCUCAAGCAUAGGCUGUGCAACUUGCAGGAUAUCUACGACGAGUUCGCUGGGAUACCCUAUGGCGGCUACUACCAAGGCGGGACGCCUUAUUUGAUGAUUAAGGAUCCGGAGCUCAUCCGGCGCAUUAUGAUCAAGGACUUCUCUCACUUCACCGACCACGGCAUGCUCAUGGUGAUGAACGACCCCAUCCAAAGGGAUAACCUGUUCAAUCUGACGGGUCAGCGGUGGAAAAGCAUCCGCUCCAAGAUAUCGCCCAUCUUCACCUCCGGCAAACUCAGGCGCAUGACCAUCCUCAUGAAUGAGUGUACCAAACUUCUGGACAAGUAUUUGGAGCGAACUACGGGGAAGUCGGAUGAAAUAGAGGUGCGUGAAUUAUUCCAGAAGUUCGCCGUCGACACGAUCGGGAUUUGCGCUUUCGGCAUUAACUGUAAUGCCAUCGAGGACAAGGAUUCAUACUUCAACCGGAUCGUCCGAAAGCUGAGCGCGCCCGGCACGUUUUUCAGGGGCCUCUGCAUGUUACUGCUCAACGCCGUGAGCCCCAAAAUCCUGGCGACUUUCAAACUGAAAAUCAUGGACCCUGACAUUGAAAAUUUUUUCUACUCCUUGGUCAGCAGCACGAUUCAAAAUCGAGAGGAGGAAAAGGUCAAAAGAGAUGACUUCAUGCAGCUUCUCAUAAACGUCCGGGCUGAGGAACAGAAAAUGCUCCAAGAGGAGAAAGACGGUUCAGAGCCUCUUUUCGACGAUGAUGUAUGUAUGGCGAAUGCUUUUAUCUUUUUUGGUGCGGGCUUCGAUCCCGUUUCGACAACUCUAAGUCAUUGCUUGUACGACUUGGCCCUAAACCCGGAAGUGAUGGAGAAACUUUACUUGGAAGUCAAACGAGUCCGAGAUGCCCAUGACGGAAAAAUUGAUUAUGAUAUUUUAAAAGAAAUGGAAUACUUGCACUGCGUCAUUUCAGAGACUUUGCGACUACAUCCUCCAGCUGGUUGGCUAGAGCGGAUAUGUACGAAAGCCUAUCAAAUCCCAGAUUCAUCAUUAACUCUUGCCGAAAAUUCGCACAUUUCGAUUCCAGUCGCGUGUCUCCACAGAGAUGCCCGGUUCUUUCCAGAUCCUGAAAAAUUUGAUCCAGACCGAUUCAGCGUAAACAAUAAAAACAACAUCGUCCCAGGCUCUUAUAUACCGUUCGGUGAUGGACCAAGAUUGUGCAUAGCCGAGAGAUUCGCUCUGAUGGAAAUGAAGGCGGCUAUGGCACUCAUCGUUAGCAAAUACACAGUUCACCCGUGCGCAAGAACCCAAAUUCCUCUGAAAUUAAACCCUUUAUCUUUCUCGAAUACGCCGAAAGCAAUUUAUUUGAAAAUCUGCCGACGACAAUAAAAGCUACUAAUAACGGAAAACA
This is a messenger RNA of Bemisia tabaci, 1504 nucleotides long. The record is from RefSeq and is a predicted model, not a curated record. NCBI's taxonomy places the organism in Eukaryota, Metazoa, Arthropoda, Insecta, Hemiptera, Aleyrodidae.